This is a messenger RNA of Cordyceps fumosorosea ARSEF 2679, 2151 nucleotides long. Its product is annotated as Peptidase S8, subtilisin-related protein. Bases 1 to 2151 code for a protein of 716 amino acids. The transcript has 3 exons. Gene Ontology annotation, biological process: proteolysis. NCBI's taxonomy places the organism in Eukaryota, Fungi, Ascomycota, Sordariomycetes, Hypocreales, Cordycipitaceae. Gene Ontology annotation, cellular component: cell wall; membrane; cytosol. The record is from RefSeq and is a predicted model, not a curated record. Gene Ontology annotation, molecular function: serine-type endopeptidase activity; tripeptidyl-peptidase activity.
AUGGUCGGCAUAGCGGCCUUGUCCCUCCUCGGCAGCCUAUCCUUGGCCACCGCCUCUCUCUUACCCUUCCGGGCCGGCCCGAGGACGAUCCCCGGGGCCUACAUCAUCGAAUACGAAGACGGUCACAAUGUCACCACCGUCGCCGCUACCAUGGGCGCGAACUUGAACCAUGUCCGCGUUCACAUUGACUCUGAGAGCUUCCGCGGUGUGUCCGUCCAGCUCAACGUCGCUGCCAACCUCACCGCCGACGCCGGGCUAGACGCGGUGGCCCACAGCCUGUCCGGCACCGGUGCCGCCAAGAACAUCUGGCCCGUGUACGCCUACGACCGGCCCGACCUCAACGUCACCGAGAUCGCGCCGUCCAGUCGCGGCGGCGUCCUCGAUGACCCCGACACGUUCGCGCCGCACGUCAUGAUGCAGGUCGACCGGCUGCGCGCGCAGGGCUUCGACGGCGCUGGCGUCAAGCUCGCUGCCAUCGACUCCGGUGUCGACUACAAACAUCCCGCGCUCGGCGGCUGCUUCGGUCCCGGCUGCAAGGUCUCCUUCGGCUACGACCUCGUCGGCGACGCUUUCAACGGCGGCAACCAGCCGCAUCCCGACCCGGACCCCAUGGACUGCGGCUCCCACGGCACCCACGUCUCCGGCAUCCUCGCCGCCGGCCCCAACUCCGCGGGCUUCACCGGCGUCGCCCCGGGCCUCACCCUCGGCAUGUACCGGGUGUUUGGGUGCUCCGGCGGCACCGGCACCGACAUCUUGAUGGCGGCCGCCGCGCGCGCCGCGCGCGACGGCGCGCAAAUCAUCAGCUGCUCCGUCGGCGGCGCCCACGGCUGGUCCGACGACGCCUUCUCGGUGCUCCUCGGGCGCCUCGCGGAUCAGCGGGGCAUCGUGUCCGCCGUGGCAGCCAGCAACGACGGCGACCGGGGCGCGUUCUUCCCGUCCGGGUCGGCCGCCGCCGGCAGCGUCAACGCCAUCGCCUCGGCGGACCUGUCCGGCGCCCCGAGCGCCUUCUCCUCCUGGGGCCCGACCAUGGAGAUGGCGCUGAAGCCGCAGUUUGCCGGCCCCGGACGCGGCAUCCUCUCGACGCUGCCGGGGGGCAAGUACGGCCGCGCGUCGGGCACGUCCAUGUCGACGCCGAUGGUCGCGGGCGUGAUGGCGCUGCUGACGCAGGCGCUGGGGAGGGUGAGUCCGGCGCGCAUGCGGCAGCUGCUGUCCGGCAACGCCAAGCCGCUGCCGUUCAGCAACGGGUCCGGCAUUGACAGCGGCACGCUCGCGCCGGUCCCCCAGCAGGGCGGCGGCCUCGUGCAGGCCGCGGACGCGCUCGCCAGCCGGGCGCUCGUCCUGUCCCCCGCGAGCCUGUCCUUCAACGACACGGAGCACGCCAACGCCAACAUGCGAGUCACCGUCACCAACGCCGGCAACGACACCGUCUCCUACCAGCUGUUCGUGCGGCCGGCCGUGUCGGUGUACGUGCUGCCCGCCGGCGGCAGCCCGUACCCGUCGCGGUUCCCCAACGACCGGGUCGCCGGCGGCACGUCCGGCGUGCUCAGCGCCAGCGUCACCGAGUUCACCCUCGCGGCCGGGCAGACGCAGGUGCUGCACGUGUCCGCCGCGCCGCCGGCCGCCGGCAUCGACACGUCGCGCCUCGCGCUGUGGUCCGGCUUCCUGUCCGUCCGCGGCAGCGACGCCUCCCUCGCGUCGAUCCCGUACCAGGGCCUCGCCGGCUCGCUGCGCGGCGCGACGACCCUCCCGGCCAACGGGACCUCCGUGUCGCGCGGCAACGACCAGAGUCACAAGCCCGUGCCCGCAAACUCCGAGUUUGUGCUGCCCAAGCCGGGCACGGCGAGGUCCAGCGACGACGUCCCGCUGGUCAUCGCCGACCUGGCGCUCGGCACGACGACGAUCACCGGCGCGGUGGUGGACGCGGCGUCGGGGUCGGUCGUGGGUGACUUCCCGGGCGUGCCGUACUACAUGAUCACCCGCGGCGCCGGCUUCGGCUUCUUCUGGGACGGCGAGCUCGCAAACGGCUCGUACGCAGCCGCGGGCACGUACAAGCUGCGCGUCAAGGCCCUGCGCAUCUUUGGCGAUGCGGCAAACGGCCGUGACUGGGACACUAGCGAUACUGUGCCCAUACAUAUUUCCUAUAAGCAAUAG